This is a messenger RNA of Guyanagaster necrorhizus, 508 nucleotides long. RefSeq lists its product as uncharacterized. Lineage: Eukaryota; Fungi; Basidiomycota; Agaricomycetes; Agaricales; Physalacriaceae. The transcript is spliced from 3 exons. Bases 58 to 375 code for a protein of 105 amino acids. The record is from RefSeq and is a predicted model, not a curated record.
UAUCCGGCCGAAACGAACCGAUGACGUAGAGGCGCUUAACUCUCUACAGCAACGACAAUGGGUCUGUUCAGCUUCUUUCAGAGUAACAACGAGAACACAAACAAAGAAAAUGAACAGAAAGAUGCUCUUCAGACUUUGAAAUCAUUCAUUGAGACGCGCCCGUCGUCGCAAUACACAUUUGAUUCAGAGCGAGAUUCACCACGGUCCACCAUUUGCCGUCCUUCUGACUCUACUGAUGGUUCAAAAGAGUGUAUAACAAUAGAGAUGAAUUCCAAGAAGUUAUUUGCCACCAUGCAGUCCCUAGGAUUCUUCUGUGCACUACCCGUGGACCCUACGCAGACAUAUAUGGAAUGUACGCCGAUGCACAAGUCGUAAUUUCCAUCUUCCAAAGAAACCUGCCGAUUUGUAUCUCUGGUGCUUGAAUCUGAUUGAAAGAGAGCACGUAAUUCAACUCUUUUCAGAGAGAAAAUCAAAGCAAAAAUGUAUGUCCUUCAAGAUGGAGCACAUU